AAACAUUAAACAAUGUAGGAAACUUCCAGCUGCAUAAAAUCUCAUUAUAGUUCAAACCUGCAGCAGAGCCUGCAUGCUGUGGCUUCUUAAAGCAGCAGGGGGCAGUAUUUCUUAGUAAUUCUUCAGUCAGGCUCAGGAUAGGCUCCGUGUGCGACCGUGUCCUCACUGUUACAAAACUCGUAUUUCUCAUUCCUCUGUAACAGUUAAGUUGUUUUUCUCUUUUUUUGUUGCCACUGAUUCCAUGGUAACACACACAUUUGGUGUUUGUGUGAAACAGUCUAACUUGUAUUAGGCUGACUGAUGAGCAAAAAAAAAAAAAGACUGGUCUAGUUCUACAGAUAAUGCUUGUGAAACUGGCUGCAGAUCUAAAACCAAAUGAACGGUGAGAGGUUUUGGACUGAUGUCUUAGCGCUCCCAUCGCCAAAAUCAAACCCCUAAUAAAGUAUAUUUUGGAAGAAUCAGUGCCAAGGCAGAUAGAAGCUGUUCUUGUGACCCAGCAACUUAAUUACUUUAUGUGCCACCUAUUUGUACUGUGACACAGUCAUCAAAUAAGAAUCUGAUACACAGGGACCUCCAUACCUGUGCAUCAGAUUGGCCAUACCUGUUGAUUUGCUUGAGUUCACGUCUGCUUCCAAUUAGAAGUGAUUAGAACCUUUCCCUGACUCUCAGUGGAGGAAAACCAGCAGAUCUACUGGCUCUUGUUAAGCUGAUUUACCUCAAGAUGAGUGCAGUUGCUGAAAUGACUGAGGAAGACAGUGUUUGUAUGCAGUCUGUUGACAUGGACUUGACUUGUGAUGUUCCCUCUGGCAACACUUCAUUCCAGCAGACUGAGACGCCUGGUGUAGCCGAACCGCAGACGAUGCGGGUUUAUCUCAGAGUGAGGCCUUUCUCUAAAGAGGAACUCUCUGACGAUGAGGAUCAGGGUUGUGUUGUGAUUGAGAGCAGCCAGACGGUGAUGCUGAAUGCACCCAAAGGUUCUGCCACCAUGAAGAGCAGUGAGAAAGGAAUUGGCAUGUCGCUCCGCAAAUUUUCCUUCUCACAGAUUUUCGGACCAGAGACGACACAGGCUGAGCUGUUUGAGAACACGGUCAAAAGCCAAAUGAGUGACUUUCUGGAUGGGAAAAAUGCAUUAAUAUUCAGCUAUGGUGUAACCAAUGCUGGGAAAACCUUCACAAUCCAAGGAACACCAAAAGAGCCGGGAAUACUGCCUCGAGUGCUGGAAAUCACCUUUCAAUACACUGAAGGACGUCAGUAUCAGGGAAUGGACCUGAAACCCUACCUCAGGAAUGAUGUGCAGUCUCUGGAUUUUGACCAAGUAAAGCAGGAACGAAGCAAUAAAGCUGCCAUAUUUGCUUCAGUUAAAGAAGAGUGUGAGCCUCUCAAAGUCAGUAUUUCUCUAGAGUCGUCUUCAGCCGCCUGUCUUUCAUCCUCUUCUUUAUCCUCCAAUCAGACAGUGUUAAUCAGCAGCCCAGCAGAAGCAAAUGACAGCCAGUUUGCCUUAUGGGUGGCCUUCUUUGAAAUCUACAAUGAGUGUGUGUACGAUCUACUCCAGCCAUCCGUGUGCUCCAAAUCCAAGAAACGUGCAUCUCUCCGUGUAUGUGAUGACGGUGCAGGAAAUGCUUAUGUUAAAGACCUCAGGUGGAUUAACAUCCAGAACCUGGGUGAAGCCUCCAAGCUGCUAAAGUUUGGGAAUAAAAACAGAAGUGCUGCAGCCACAAAGAUGAACCAGUCAUCUAGCCGAAGCCACAGCAUAUUUACCAUGAAGUUACUGAAGAUCAGUGAAGGGACAGUUGAAAGGAUCUCUGAGUUCUCUCUCUGUGACCUGGCUGGCUCAGAAAGAUGCAACAAAACAAAGACAUUUGGAGAGAGGCUGAAGGAGGCGGGUAACAUUAACAAUUCCCUCCUCAUUUUGGGAAAGUGCAUCACUGCACUCCGUAACAAUCAGACCGACAGAAUGAAGAGCAGCAACAUCCCUUUCCGAGAAAGCAAGCUCACCAAGCUGUUCCAGGCUUUCUUCUGUGGCAAAGGAAGCGCAUCCAUGAUCGUCAACAUCAACCAGUGUGCUUCUACCUAUGACGAGACUCUCCAUGUUAUGAAAUUCUCAGCUGUUGCCAAACAAGUGGUGCAGGUGAUCCCAGACAAGGCUCUCGAAUCUCUGGCUCCUUGUCUGGUGGGCCGUGAUGGGAAGCCUCUGGUGAGGAAUGGGGUGAUUGACAGUGAGGCCCUGGAGAGCUAUCUGUCUGAAGAUGAGCUGCUUGAUGAAGAAGAGGAGGCUGACAUGUCUUUGCUGCCACAGAGUGAGCUUUUGAAUAUCGUUGAAAAUCUAAGAACAAAACUACUGGCUGAGCGAAGAAGAAACCUGGUACAGGAACUGGAAAUUCGCAAAGAAAUGGGAGAUGCCAUGUUACAGCAGCUCAUGGAAAGUGAAGAACUCCGCAAUCGUCAGAUUGAAGAGCUGAAGGAGAGCUACCAGGAGAAACUGGAAAACACGUUUGAGAUGUACAAAGAUGCUAUGAAAGAACAUGCUUAUCAGAGCGCUAUGACCAAUCUGGAGAAUGACUACGUCCCGCUCGACGAGUUCAGUGCUGAGCAGGAGAAAGUUGAGGCCCUCAGACGUAAGGUGGCAGAGUUGGAGGCCUUGACUUCCAGCACCAGUGGAGGAGUUCCUGCUGCUCCAAGAGUGGAUCAGUCGAGCCAGACUGAACCAUCUAAAGAGGCAGAAGAAGCAGGAGAUGAUCGAUACCGACACCUUUACAAAGAAAAAUGUGCCAUAGAGAGGAUGUGUGAGGACAAACAGGUAAUUUUGUCCCUGGAGAAAAGGCUGAUGGAGCUUAAUGAAACACUAGAGAAGAUCAGAGAUGGCUUUCUGGAGAAAUUAGCUGAUCUAGAGGCUCUGCAGAAGACAUCUGCUGAUCUGACAAAAUCCAUGGAAGAGAUCAGAUGCCAAAAUGUAGAAAAGGACAAGGAGAUUGCCUCACUCAAGGCAGAAGUGGUCAAGCUCUCCCAGAAGUCCCCUGUGCAGCCCAAGACCAAGCGCGGUUUGCUCGCCAACAUUAGGGAGGCAGUCACGUCACCACGGAAGGGUACGUCCACCCGAACACUGAGGAAAACAGUCAAGACUGUACACAAUUGA
Molecule: messenger RNA, 3133 nt
Organism: Archocentrus centrarchus (flier cichlid)
Lineage: Eukaryota; Metazoa; Chordata; Actinopteri; Cichliformes; Cichlidae
Product: kinesin-like protein KIF20A
Exons: 19
Coding region: 722-3133 (803 amino acids)
Biological process (GO): microtubule-based movement; spindle elongation; mitotic spindle assembly
Cellular component (GO): spindle microtubule; nucleus; mitotic spindle
Molecular function (GO): plus-end-directed microtubule motor activity; ATP binding; microtubule binding
Source: RefSeq, a predicted model, not a curated record